This is a messenger RNA of Numida meleagris (helmeted guineafowl), 1952 nucleotides long. RefSeq names its product post-GPI attachment to proteins 2 (gene PGAP2). The transcript has 6 exons. Gene Ontology annotation, biological process: GPI anchor biosynthetic process. The record is from RefSeq and is a predicted model, not a curated record. Gene Ontology annotation, cellular component: endoplasmic reticulum membrane; Golgi membrane. NCBI's taxonomy places the organism in Eukaryota, Metazoa, Chordata, Aves, Galliformes, Numididae. The coding region runs from base 707 to 1471 and encodes 254 amino acids.
GGGGGGACACUUGAACAAGGGGGGGGUACCAGACCUUGGGGUGAUACCGGGGGAGCGUAGCGCCUGGAGGUGGGGCAUCUUUGGGGCCUCGGAGGUGUGAGGGCGCUGGGGCGUUCCCUGGAGCGCAGGGGGCUCCGGGGCGCUCGGUUUGUUCUGUGCCCCGUUCGGGUGAGCCCUGGCCUGUAGGGACGUAGGGAUGAUGUACCCACAGCCCCAGUGUGCCCUCUGUCCCCGAUGGGACAGCGCUGUGUGGGGCAAUGAUGCCUCGGUGCUUGCUGGGCCAGCUGGGUUCCCACUCUGCAGCUCAUCAGCCCAGUGCCGGCCCUGCCAGCUGCAUUCAGGCAGCCCAUCCUUCAUUCAGAGCUUCAGCAGUGGGGCUGGCCAGGCAGGGGGUCCUGUUCUGCCCUCACCUCCGUGGCUGCAGCUGCAUCCCUAAAGCUUGCAUCCCGCAAUAAAUAAAUCCAAGCAGUGCAGCAGACCCUGAUGUAGUCACGUGGCUUGACAUCACCGUUCACUGUACCGUGGCAGCAGCAGCAGGCACCGAGUGGGCUCCUGCCCUGUGCCCCUCAGCAUCAGCUCCUUGGGCUGCAGCCUGAGGUAGGCACUGCGGGACGUGACCCUGUGUUGCCCUUGGUCCCGUUGAUAAUUGGCUUCCACGGGGAUUGUCUGCGAGGAGGAUUUGUCCUAGAGCCCGAGAUCCAUCAGCAUGCUACAGGUACCGCUGCCCCUGGAUCGCGAUGGGAUCCUGUUCCGGCUCCGUUUCACCACUCUGGCUGUUGGGACUGUGUUUUGCCCCCUGUUCGGUUUCCUUUUCUGCGUGAUCUGGUCUCUGCUCUUCCACUUCCAGGAGACAACAGCCACCCACUGCGGGGUCCCGAACUACCUGCCCUCCAUCAGCGCUGCCAUCGGCGGCGAGACCCCGCAGCGCUACGUCUGGCGGCUCUGCAUCGGCCUGCACUCGGCCCCGCGCUUCCUGGUGGCCGUCGCCUACUGGAACCACUACCAGAGCUGCCACUGCUCCCACCCUCGCUACCAGCGCCUGUGCCACUUCAACCUGCUGCUCAACCUGCUCGAGAACUUUGCCCUCCUCGUCCUGACCUAUGUGUCCUCCUCAGAGAACUAUGCAAUCCACGAAAAUGCCUUCAUCGUCUUUAUCACGUCAGCUCUGGGCCACAUGCUCCUGACGUGCAUCCUCUGGAGGAUGACUAAGAAACACACAGUAAGUCCCGAGGAGCGCAAGUCCUACAAGUGGAAGCAGCUGCUCUUCUUCAUCACCUUCGUCACCUUCUCCAUCGCCGUCUGCGUCUACUUCCACCACAACUGGUACUGCAGACCUGGAGCCUACACCGUCUUCGCCUUCCUGGAGUACGUGGUGGUCUUCUCCAACAUGGCCUUCCACAUGACGGCCUUCUGGGACUUCGGCAACAAGGAGCUGGUGGUGAGCUCGGUGCUGGAGGACAAGCACUUCUAACUGGGCGCCGCGGGGCUGCGGGCCGUUGCUCCCGUGGGUGCCGGCCCCUCGGCGUGGGCUGGGGGCUGCGGUCGGCCCCGCUUUGGUUCAGGAACGGGCUGAGCUCUGCGGGUGGAAGCUGGCGGCCGUGGCCCCGUCGUGGCGCGGGGCACGAGGCCGGCGGGCGCUGGCUCUUUGCAGAGGGCCGGGCAGAGCGGCCGCUGCUCGUGGCACUGGGCCCGUUCCCUGCGCCCCGCUCUGUCCCCGGGGCUGCUGGGAUUCGGGGGGGACCCUUCGCCGACAAAUCCCCAAAAAGAACUCGUGGUCCAAGGGCGGCCGGCCCGGCUCUCUGCGCUCGCCCCGUGGGCACAUUGCUGCAGGGCUGGGGGGGUCCCGGGUCCCCAUCCGUGUGUGCCCCCGUUGCACGCGGCAGCUCCCUGCAGCGCGUUCUCCUGGGUGUGGAGGAUGAAAUAAAGCACUGAGUAUUUUUUUGUGAGCUCUC